AUGGCUUUUAAAGGCUCCACUGCCAUGUCUAAAUGCGGCAUAGAAAACUUCGUCUACGCUUCCGGAUCGCGUCUCGACGCUCGAACGACCCACGAGAUCCAACGGUUCACCGUCACUUGCACUCCCGAGUGGGUACAGACUGCCACUGUUCUUCUCUCUGGAAUAGUCAACCAAUUGGAGAUGAAUCCGUCCGAAGUCGAACGCGAAAAAGAUAACAUGUGCUUAGAGCUCCAAGAUGGUGACAGGAACUUGAAAACGAUCGUUUUUGAGAACCUGAUCCAAUCAGCGUUUCAAGGCACGACCUUAGGUCUAAAAGUGAUCGGGCCGUCUUCGAAUAUAGAGCGGUUCGAUGGCUGCAUGGCUCAGACGUACAUGUGCUCGCACUACCAGCCCUGGAGGCUGGUGUUCGCGUGCUCCGGACCUGUCGGGAAGUCAUAUUUCCUCGCCAACGUGUGCAACUGUCUCAAUAGCAUGUCCGCGACCUGUUCCGACUCCGACCGAGGCAACAGCAGGUACACGGCCUCUUCAGUGAUUUACCGUGACGAUUCUAAAAAAUUUCUCCACGCGGCGGUGGCUUUUGAAGCACCCGGCUUUUUGAGCGAAGAUUAUAUGACUAUGAGAGUACUUAAGAAUGUUAUCGGAUCUUGGAACAAGUCGCAGUCUGUGGUCGGGCCCUGGCCGGAGCUCGCUAUGCGUUGCGCGGAUACGGAACUGUGUGAAAGUUUCGAGAGCUUCUAUAUAGCAUUCGGUGACGUCGGUCUUUUUGGGGUUUAUUUCGUGUGUGACAAGAUGGUCCCGGAGGAUUUCCUGCAUAACUGGCAAGAUGUUUUGAAAAUGACGGGCUGCGCUUUGAGAGCUGGCGACGCCGCGCGCGCGAAGCGUGCAACGAAGAUGGAGUUGUUUCGAGAGCGAGCGGGUUCGUAUAAUUCGUGCGUGUCCAUGGGUCCGGAGAUCUUGUACCGGGGCAUGCGGCCGACGCUGAAGGACUACGCGCGCGCGGCGGACAUCUUGGAGCCUCACGAGCUGCAGGAACUGGCUUACAAGUGGCUGUACAACGCGCACCCGGUGAUCUCGGCCGCCGGCCCGUCGGAAGGCCUGCCCGACUACAACAGGCUUGCUGCUAGUCAAUAUUGGUUGAGAUUGUGA
Messenger RNA from Leguminivora glycinivorella, 1146 nucleotides. RefSeq names its product cytochrome b-c1 complex subunit 1, mitochondrial-like. Bases 1 to 1146 code for a protein of 381 amino acids. Gene Ontology annotation, cellular component: mitochondrion. The record is from RefSeq and is a predicted model, not a curated record. The transcript has a single exon. Lineage: Eukaryota; Metazoa; Arthropoda; Insecta; Lepidoptera; Tortricidae. Gene Ontology annotation, molecular function: metalloendopeptidase activity; metal ion binding.